GCCGCGCGCGUCCCCUCGCCGCCGCCUCCACAGCCAGGCGCCCCGGCAGCAGGCCGCACGGACGCAGCGCGCACGGGCCAGCCGGGAUGCGCGCCCGGGCUCCGGCCCGCCCCAAGCCGCGGCCGCCGCCCGCCCGCCGCGCGCUCGCCUGACCGCGGCGGCGCCCGCUCGCCCGCCCACCCCCGGCCCCUCGCGUCCGGCCCCGGCCGCCAUGCCCGCUCCCCGGGGCCCCGGCGGCCCGCGCCCUUGCUAGGCUGCGGCGGCAUGGCCCGCGCGCCCAGCGCGACCUCUGCGGAUUGCAUCGGUGUGCGGCGGCGGCGGCGGGGCAUGCCCAGGGCACCGGGCGCGGCCUUCAAUGGGCGAGGACACGGACACGCGGAAAAUUAACCACAGCUUCCUGCGGGACCACAGCUAUGUGACUGAAGGUAACGUACGUGUUGUCUGAGACCCCCUCCGGCCGGCCGCGGCGUGGGGAUGCCGUCGCACCGAAUGCCCUCCGAAGCUGACAUUAUCUCCACCGUCGAGUUCAACCACACCGGGGAGCUGCUGGCCACUGGCGACAAGGGCGGCAGGGUUGUCAUCUUCCAGCGGGAACCAGAGAGCAAAAAUGCACCACACAGCCAGGGCGAGUACGACGUGUACAGCACGUUCCAGAGCCACGAGCCUGAGUUCGACUAUCUCAAGAGCCUGGAGAUAGAGGAGAAGAUCAACAAGAUCAAAUGGCUCCCGCAGCAGAACGCUGCCCACUCGCUCCUGUCUACCAACGAUAAGACAAUCAAGCUAUGGAAGAUCACGGAGCGAGACAAACGGCCCGAGGGCUACAACCUGAAGGAUGAAGAAGGGAAACUAAAGGACUUGUCCACCGUGACGUCACUGCAGGUGCCAGUGCUGAAGCCCAUGGACCUUAUGGUGGAGGUGAGCCCACGGAGGAUAUUCGCCAAUGGCCACACCUACCACAUCAACUCCAUCUCCGUGAACAGUGACUGCGAGACGUACAUGUCGGCGGACGACCUGCGGAUCAACCUCUGGCACCUGGCCGUCACCGACAGGAGCUUCAACAUUGUGGACAUCAAGCCGGCCAACAUGGAGGACCUCACGGAGGUGAUCACGGCGUCCGAGUUCCACCCUCACCACUGCAACCUGUUCGUCUACAGCAGCAGCAAGGGCUCCCUGCGGCUGUGCGACAUGCGGGCGGCCGCCCUGUGCGACAAGCAUUCCAAGUUGUUUGAGGAGCCUGAGGAUCCCAGCAACCGUUCCUUCUUCUCAGAAAUUAUCUCCUCUGUGUCCGACGUGAAGUUUAGUCACAGCGGCCGGUACAUGCUGACGCGGGAUUACCUCACGGUCAAGGUCUGGGACCUAAACAUGGAGGCCAGGCCCAUCGAGACCUACCAGGUCCACGACUACCUGCGGAGCAAGCUCUGCUCGCUGUACGAGAAUGACUGCAUCUUUGAUAAAUUCGAGUGUGCCUGGAACGGGAGUGACAGCGUCAUCAUGACCGGCGCUUACAACAACUUCUUCCGCAUGUUUGACCGCAACACAAAGCGGGACGUGACCCUGGAGGCGUCGCGGGAGAGCAGCAAGCCGCGGGCUGUGCUCAAGCCGCGGCGCGUGUGCGUGGGCGGCAAGCGGAGGCGCGACGACAUCAGCGUGGACAGCCUGGACUUCACCAAGAAGAUCCUGCACACGGCCUGGCACCCGGCCGAGAACAUCAUCGCCAUCGCGGCCACCAAUAACCUGUACAUCUUCCAGGACAAGGUCAACUCCGACAUGCGCUAGGAGUCCCCCCGUCCAGCCCCUCCAAAGGACUCACGGCCACACUUCCUCAGUGGACGCGACUGCCCAGCCUGAGGCUCAGGCUCCUUGGUUCACACCCUCCCUGCCCGCCCCAGCUACACGCAGUCAGCCCACAUCGCUCCAGCUUCGCUCUCCACUCCUGCAGACCGUGCUCUGGGGACGCUGGGGCUGGUCCUGCCUGGGCUGCGCUCGGACAAGCCAGCCUUUCUGACCUGUUGGAUCAGUUUGCCCUGGCUCCCAGUGGGUGGAGACUCGCGUUUGAACUUUGGAUGGUGAAUGCGCUGGGGACUGGCAGG
Messenger RNA from Ochotona curzoniae (black-lipped pika), 2090 nucleotides. RefSeq names its product protein phosphatase 2 regulatory subunit Bgamma (gene PPP2R2C). Bases 475 to 1776 code for a protein of 433 amino acids. The record is from RefSeq and is a predicted model, not a curated record. NCBI's taxonomy places the organism in Eukaryota, Metazoa, Chordata, Mammalia, Lagomorpha, Ochotonidae. The transcript has 9 exons. Gene Ontology annotation, molecular function: protein phosphatase regulator activity; protein binding. Gene Ontology annotation, cellular component: cytosol; protein phosphatase type 2A complex. Gene Ontology annotation, biological process: peptidyl-serine dephosphorylation.